Messenger RNA from Marchantia polymorpha subsp. ruderalis, 2265 nucleotides. NCBI's taxonomy places the organism in Eukaryota, Viridiplantae, Streptophyta, Marchantiopsida, Marchantiales, Marchantiaceae. The record is from the annotation of a GenBank genome assembly.
AAAAAGUUGCAUUGUAUAAACAUAACAUAUUUAAUUACAUAUCUUAUUGUAUUUAACAAACGAAGUAUUAUCUGGUCAUUUUAAAUUAACACACUUGGCCAAAACUUCCGUCCAGCAUGCGUUUUUAUUUGAGUACGUUGACCUUGUAGUAUGCAUUAUCUCUGUGUUGCUAUCUUGUAGGAAUUUUUAAGCGUGGCAACCGACUUAAAGGUGCAGCUCCUUUCGCCAUCACUGUCUAGGGAGCAGCGGGGUGAAGUGGCAUCGAGGCUACUCUUAAGAAAUCUUGGGCGCUCUUUCCAUCUUGUGAUUUUCAAUAUUGUUGCAACAAAUUUUGUUGAAACUUCGACCAGCGACCCUGCGGUUGAACAGCUCUUGCAAUUUGGCCGCAUGCCGUCUCCAAGGACAGUUUCAGGGGCAGCUUCAGAGGACGUAGUGGUAUAUCCGAGCUGAUGCGUCAUGAAUCGGGUUUUCUGCGUUCUAAAAUCUCUUCACAAGAAUGGGUCUUGCUUGCAACUAGAGUCGACACGUGAUGGGAUCCGGGAGCUGGCGGAAGAUCCGGAAUUGAAAAAGUGCCAUACAUGUGUUCUUUGUUGACCUCGGGCGACCGUAGGCAAUUGACCCAACACUUCCUUCAUGCAUUCGGGUCAUUACCUGCAAGUCGUUAUCCAACUCGAUUAUGAGAUAAAAGAAGUUUCCUUAGAUGUUUGGGGAACCAAACCUUAUUUCUAUUCCUCGACUGAGCAGAGAAUAAACUGAACUGUGAGUAGAUCUCGUCUAUCCGUUCCUGUCAGUGUACAGUUUCUCUCGCAGAAUUCUUGGGUCCAUCUUCGAGGCCGCUCACUCCAUCGAGAUUGCACCAGAAUGUCAAGUGUUUCGCAGAAAGAGGAUGCUUCUUGGGCAGAUCCUUCGCUUCUCGUUGGUCUGCCCAUGGCCGUCAGAGCUGCUCUCAUGCUGAACGUACCGAAGAUCAUAGAUUCAGCGCACCCGAAGCUCUCAUUGUCAGCGGAAGAGAUUUGCAAGCAUGUGUCCACUACUAGAGAGCAUACUCCAAAAUCUGAGAAUCUUGAGAAAAUCCUGGACUGGCUUUGCUGCAAUGGAAUUUUCUCUUUGAUCAUCGAGGAAGGAGACGAUGGCUCGAAAGUGAAAAGAUAUGCGCACAGUCCCAAAUCUCGAUGUCUUUCCAGGGAUCAAACCGCCGACAUGUUGCUCUUAUACACUUGUCCUGAGCUGACCAGAGUGUGGCCUCACGCACAUGAGAUCGUGCUCAGUCCUGACGUUUCUCCCUUCGAGCUCGUCACAGGAAAGAACAUUUACACAUACUUGGCAGUGGAUGCUCCACAUGUCCAAGAGUUGUUCGUGAGAGGGCUGAAUAGAACAGCUGGUCCAGCGCUGGGUCUACUCGAGAAGUACGACGAGACUUUCAAGGCUUUGAAGGGUCGAGUGGUGGAUGUGGGAGGCCAGGAAGGAACAAUGUGUGCAGGGCUCGUGGCCAAAUACCCCCACCUGCAAUUCGUCAAUUUCGAUCUGCCGGAAGUGGUCAAAGGAGCUCCACAAAUCCCCGGAGUAGAGCAUGUCGGCGGCAGUUUCAAAGAAAGCGUGCCGGACGGCAACCUAUUGAUCAUGAAAUUCUGCCUGCCGAAUUGGGAUGACGAAACCUGCAUCGGAAUUCUUACGAACUGCCGGAAAGCCCUGCCAGUGGCCGAGGGCGGUAAGAUGCUCAUUAUGGAGCCACUAGACAGAUCUACAGAGGCGACGGAUGCUCACAACGAGGUCGCCAGAAGGGGAUCACUGUGCACCAAUUUCCAGAGCACCGUAAUGUUUAGUGGAGCCAGGACGAGAACGGUGGAGCAGUUGAGGAGCCUGGCAUUGGCAGCAGGCUUUUCGCAGCUAGAAUUCGUGAACAACUUUACGGGCUUUGAUCUCCUGGAAGCAAGCCUCUCACCCUCUGGACACUCGCAAUAGUUGUUCUUUGGGCCGGCUCAUCGACCCUGACUCCUCUUGUUCGCUCUAUCAGUCGCUCCAUGAGUCUGUAGUACUCGACUGCAGCAACAGUCGAAGAAAUCAUCGGAGCUAUGCAAAUAUUUGUGAGCAUUUUAUUAUGGUAAUCUUGGUUGUGGAUGUCCGUUUCGUAACUUCGUAUGAGUUAAACAAUUGAAGGAGUUUCAUGUGUAGUCAUUGUUUUGCCCUCUACUAAUGUGCUUUCAGUUUCGAUUCACAUAAACAGUGGAGCAAUGUCAUAGUCUGUGGUUGAUUUCUUGCAAGACC